Kogia breviceps (pygmy sperm whale) is the source of this 2408-nucleotide messenger RNA. RefSeq names its product aldehyde dehydrogenase 5 family member A1 (gene ALDH5A1). NCBI's taxonomy places the organism in Eukaryota, Metazoa, Chordata, Mammalia, Artiodactyla, Physeteridae. Gene Ontology annotation, molecular function: succinate-semialdehyde dehydrogenase (NAD+) activity. Gene Ontology annotation, cellular component: mitochondrion. The record is from RefSeq and is a predicted model, not a curated record. Gene Ontology annotation, biological process: GABA catabolic process.
GUCCCCGCCGCCACCGCCUGGAUCCCUGCACUCGGGUGCGCACGCUUGCUUGCCUGCUUCCUGCCGCCGCCACCGCCACCUGGGCCAUGGCGACCUGUUUUCGGCUGCGGAGCUGCCUGGCCCUGCACCUCCCGCGGACUCCUCCCAGCCGGGUCCUCCGCCCCCGCGCCGACUACCCGGUGGCCCGGAUUCGCGGCUACGCCAGGGGCCCGGCGGGCCUUUCCCCGGCCCUGCUGCGCACCGACGGCUUCGUGGGCGGCAGCUGGCUCUCGGCCGCCGCCACCUUCCCGGUGCACGACCCGGCCAGCGGCGCCGAGCUGGGCUUGGUGGCCGACUGCGGGGUACCCGAGGCCCGCGCCGCCGUGCGUGCCGCCUACGAGGCUUUCUGCAGCUGGAGGGGGGUCUCGGCCAAGGAGAGGAGUUCUUUACUUCGGAAAUGGUACGACUUAAUGAUACAAAAUAAGGAUGACCUUGCCAAGAUAAUCACAGCUGAAAGUGGAAAGCCACUAAAGGAGGCACAGGGAGAAAUUCUCUAUUCUGCAAAUUUCCUGGAGUGGUUUUCAGAGGAAGCCCGCCGCGUUUACGGAGACAUUAUCUACACCCCAGCAAAAGAAAAACGGGCCCUGGUCCUCAAGCAGCCCCUCGGUGUGGCCGCAGUCAUCACCCCAUGGAAUUUCCCCAGCGCCAUGAUCACGAGGAAGGUGGGGGCCGCCCUGGCAGCAGGCUGCACGGUAGUGGUGAAACCUGCCGAGGACACGCCCUUCUCUGCCCUGGCCUUGGCCGCGCUUGCAGACCAGGCUGGAAUUCCUCCGGGUGUAUACAACGUUAUUCCCUGCUCUCAAAAGAAGGCCAAGGAAGUAGGGGAAGCACUUUGCACGGAUCCCCUAGUGUCUAAAAUUUCCUUUACUGGUUCAACAGCCACCGGAAAGGUCCUGUUGCAUCAUGCGGCAAACUCUGUGAAAAGGGUGUCCAUGGAGCUGGGCGGCCAUGCCCCAUUCAUCGUGUUCGACAGUGCCAACGUUGACCAGGCUGUCGCCGGGGCCAUGGCAUCGAAAUUUAGGAACUCUGGACAGACUUGUGUUUGCUCAAACCGUUUCUUGGUGCAAAGGGGUAUCCACGAUUCCUUUGUGAAAAAAUUUGCCGAGGCAAUUAAAACAAACCUGCAUGUGGGUAAUGGAUUUGAGGAGAGAACUACUCAAGGCCCGUUAAUUAAUGAGAAAGCUGUAGAAAAGGUAGAGAAACAUGUGAGUGAUGCCAUUUCCAAAGGGGCCACCGUUGUGACAGGCGGGAAGCGACAUCAAGUUGGAAAAAAUUUCUUCGAGCCCACCCUGCUCAGCGACGUCACCCGAGACAUGCUCUGCUCUCAGGAAGAGACUUUCGGGCCUGUGGCACCCGUUAUCAAGUUUGAUACAGAGGAGGAGGCGGUGGCGAUCGCUAACGUGGCCGACGUCGGGCUGGCAGGUUAUUUUUACUCCCAAGACCCAGCCCAGAUCUGGAGGGUGGCGGAGCGGCUAGAAGUCGGCAUGGUUGGCGUUAACGACGGGUUGAUCUCCUCCGUGGAGUGCCCUUUCGGUGGGGUGAAGCAGUCUGGCCUUGGGCGAGAGGGCUCCAAGUAUGGCAUCGAUGAGUACCUGGAGCUCAAGUACGUGUGCUUUGGAGGCUUAUAGGAUUCUUUAGUUCUUUAAAAAAAUAAAAAAAGGAAGCUUCCCUACACGUAUGGGGACACGCCAUCCAUUAUUUUAAAUAAGCCCAUAGGGUAUCUGAAUUAGGAAUUUUUUAAAGCUCAUCUAAUCCUCAUAAUCUUCAGCAGAUGCAAAUCCUCCCCCUCCCCCUACCUGACUAGGGACCAAUAUAUGCCAUGCGCCUGAGGCCGCAGACUCCCCGAGAAGCAGCGUAGGGUUUACAGAACGAAGCCCUGGACCCCAUCACGAGCCCGUCUGCCUCAGAGCAAAGCGCGGCGUGAGGCCAGCCGGCCCCUGCAGCCCCACGGUCACGGCUGCAUCACUGCCUGGGCGCACUAAAGACACUUGCUGGGUAUUCCGGGGUGUUGCCGCAGAGGCUGAACCACUCACGUUUUAAGACUUCAGAAAUGGCACGGAAUUGCCUGUGUUUCUUUGCGACAUGAAGGAACCCCUCUCCCUUUUUCGACCAUUUUUUAAAUUGAAGUCUCCAUUGUCCUAAAUGAACUGCUUAAAGGUUUUUUUCACUUCUGUGCUGUUUUCCAUGUCAUGUUGUUUCCGUUAGGAAAUGAGCCUGAACAUAAAGCGCAGCAGCAGCAGCUUGGUGGGAUGGAUGGCCCACAAGUAACGGCCUGGCUUUGUCCCCAUGCAUGUGCCAUUCAACCCCUCCCCGCUCCCCGCCCCCACGCCGACCCCUCAGGACAGUGGAGACUCUAUCCAUGCCUUAUU